AAGCAAAAUUAAUUGCGUGACAGUAAAAAAGAUCUAUAGAAAUUUAUUCUUAUUCGUAAAAGUUUGCUAAAUAUAUUAUAAAAUAUGGGUUCGCGCAACGAAUGUCGCAUUUAUGUUGGAAAUUUGCCCCCAGAUAUACGCACUAAAGAUAUCCAGGAUCUUUUUCACAAAUUUGGCAAAGUUACAUUUGUCGACUUGAAAAAUCGGCGUGGUCCGCCAUUUGCAUUUGUCGAGUUCGAAGACGCGCGCGAUGCUGAUGACGCAGUAAAAGCACGCGAUGGUUAUGAUUACGACGGCUAUAGGCUGCGCGUAGAAUUCCCCCGCGGCGGAGGACCAGGUAGCUACCGUGGCAACCGCAAUGACCGCAGUCGUGAUGGUGGUCGUGGAGGCGGUGGCCGCGGUCCUCCAGCCAAACGCUCGCAGUACCGCGUUAUGGUAACUGGUUUGCCCGCAUCUGGUUCUUGGCAAGAUCUGAAAGAUCACAUGCGGGAGGCUGGCGAUGUCUGUUUUGCUGACACUUACAAAGAUGGCUCCGGUGUAGUAGAGUUCUUGCGCCACGAGGACAUGAAGUAUGCCAUCAAGAAAUUGGACGACUCACGUUUCCGUUCGCAUGAGGGCGAAGUUGCCUACAUACGCGUGCGUGAGGAUAGCGGUGACAAUGACCGCGGUGGUGGAAACCGUGAUUAUCGCGAUAGAUCGCGCUCUCGCUCGUUCUCGUCGCGCCCACGUCGCCGUGGCACACCCACCUAUUCGCCGGUGCGACGUCAAACCUAUUCCAGGUCUCGCUCACGCUCUAAUUAUUAAACACUACAAGCAUUACCCAUUAAUUUUAAUAUUUCUUACGAGCAGGUCGCGUUAGGAAAAGCAAGCUUAAUAACGAUUACUGUUUGUGCAGCCAAGCGCCAGCGCAUCACCCCGCAGUCGUAUCAAUCAAAUCGAAACAAAAAUCAAUGACAGCAAAUUUCAAGAACAGAAACGCAAACAAUCGAAAUUCAAUUAUCAACAACAACAGUAGUGCUUGCUUUUCCAACAUUGCUACGAACAUAGGGAGAGAUGCAGAAAGAUUCUUAUAAAUUAUAAUUUAAAGCACACCAAAUUAUUGACUCAAUACAUAUACCAACAACAAGGCCGCCUUGAUUCAAGGAACGUUUUUGUCCCUUAAACAUUCCUUGAUUAACUUUGCAUCAAAAAAUUGAGAACUGUAAACUAUUAACUGCAAACUGAAAAAUAAUUUAUUAGAAUUUAUCUAACAUCCAGUUUACCCAAACACAGAAUAAAUAUGUAUACUUACAACUUAAUAACAAAAAAAGAAACAAGAACAGACAAUUGAAAAGGAAAUAACAUCCGAUGUACAAAUUAUUAAUAUUAAAUUUUUUAUUUUCUUCUCUUCCCGCGUUUAUGUUUGGAGUCAUACACUCAUAAUCGCAUAAUAUUAAUGCAUAAUCGGAAUUUGGAGUAUGAGGAUGUAUGGAAAGGAGGAGGAUGAGGAUGGUGAGGAUGAGGAAAGGAGGAUUAUUUUGAUGGUGAUGGUGGAUGAGGAUUAUGUGAUGAUUUUGGAUAAUUUAAGGGAGGCAGGAUAAAAUGUAUUUAUAAAAUAUAGUAUUCGGGAUAAGGAUAAAA
Molecule: messenger RNA, 1620 nt
Organism: Scaptodrosophila lebanonensis
Lineage: Eukaryota; Metazoa; Arthropoda; Insecta; Diptera; Drosophilidae
Gene: SF2
Product: serine/arginine-rich splicing factor 1A
Exons: 4
Coding region: 85-804 (239 amino acids)
Cellular component (GO): ribonucleoprotein complex; cytoplasm; nucleus
Molecular function (GO): mRNA binding
Source: RefSeq, a predicted model, not a curated record